This is a messenger RNA of Myotis myotis, 4277 nucleotides long. RefSeq names its product GTPase IMAP family member 6-like. Gene Ontology annotation, cellular component: cytosol. Bases 94 to 1107 code for a protein of 337 amino acids. NCBI's taxonomy places the organism in Eukaryota, Metazoa, Chordata, Mammalia, Chiroptera, Vespertilionidae. Gene Ontology annotation, molecular function: GTP binding. The transcript is spliced from 3 exons. The record is from RefSeq and is a predicted model, not a curated record.
GCUCCCUCCCACUUCCUGCUUCUCCACCCACAGCAGAUAGCUGCUUUUCUACAGCAGUUCUUGGCUGGGCUUCUGGUCACAUUUUGCUGAAAAAUGCCAGCAAUGUUUUCUUUCUGUUCCAGUGCCUAUAGUGGUUUAUUAGACUUCCUGCAGUCAAGGCCCCCAGACGCCUACAAUGUGUCAGGCCCCAAGGGAGAAACCAAGAACUUUCAAGAGCACAAGGUAAUGGGAGGCAGGGGACAUAGCUAUUCCUCUUGUUCAGUGGCCAGCACCCUGGUGGAGGAAGAGGAAUAUGAGCAGAUUCUCCCAGACAAUCCUGCAGGAGCACUGGCCCAGCAUUCUAAACAAGACGUGUCUGGAGAUCUGAGGAAGAUGGAACAGACUCCAGAGAGGCUGAGGCUCAUCCUGGUGGGGAAAACCGGAAGUGGAAAAAGUGCAACAGGAAACAGCAUCCUUGGCCAGGAAGUGUUCCAGUCUAAGCUCAGUGCUACACCAGUGACCAAGACCUUCCAGAGGGGGAACCGAGACUGGGCCGGGAAGGAACUUGAGGUGAUUGACACCCCCGAUAUUUUGUCGCCUGGAGUUCCACAGGAAGUGGCAGGUAGGGGCUCCUGGGAAGCCAUCGCCUCCUCCUCCCCAGGGCCACAUGCAGUGCUCCUGGUGAUUGAGCUGGGCAGGUUCACAAAGGAGGACCAGUUGGUGGUCAAGCGCCUCCAGGAGGUCUUUGGAGUAGGAGUCCUGGCCUACACCAUUCUGGUGUUCACCCGGAAGGAAGACCUGGAUGGUGGCUCUCUGGAUGAGUAUGUGCGAGAGACUGACAACCGGGAGCUUGCCCAGCUGGAUGUGAUUUGUGCCAGGCGCCACUGUGGCUUCAACAAUAGGGUGGAGGGGGAAGAGCAGGAGGCCCAGCUGAAGGAUCUCAUGAAAAAAAUCGACAUGGUCCUGUGGGAAAACGAAGACCAUCAUUACAGCAACAAGGCUUACCAAUACUCCCAGCAAAACCUUCUGCUCAGAGAAAUGCAGGGAGGACAUAUAAUCCAGGGUCAAGGCUCUGAGGAAUGGCCCAGUGGGGAAUCCUGGCUGGAGGGACUGUGCAGAAUCCAGUAGGCAUCUGAAGAAACUCACAAAAGUCUCCUGAAGUGAGCACACAUCUGAGCAUAUGCUGGACUCCAGUGAGGGACAGCUAUUUCCUGUGAGUCCCUCUCAGCCCUGUGUCCAGCUUCCAGCCUGUCAUUUGUUCUCUCCAUCCCAUGAGUCACUGACCAUACCAGUCUCCAAGUGGGUAUGUGGUAUGGGUUCCUGAAUUCGCAACUCCCAUCCAGGUCCUUCAUCACAUCUUUCAGUGCAUGUAGACCCCUCCCUCCUCUGUUCCCCUCUACUUUCUGCAUGCCUUCUCAUAUGGAACCUCACAUUGCAUUGGCAUUAUGUUUCUUGAAGUUCUUAUCUUUACCCUGAUAAAACCAACACUUCUUGAGGGUAGGUCAUUCCUCAUUCUUCACAUGAUCCCCACAGCAUCCUGGUCACUGGAAUCAUUCCUUACAUGAUGAUAGAAAAUAUGAGUGGGGCAUUGGUCAGGUGAUUUCACACUUCUUGGCCUAUGUCCUCACUAGUAAAGGGGCAGGCAUAGUGACUUUAAGGUACCUGUUAUGUGUGGUGGGUAAGGACAUAGCAAUGGCUCUGCAGCAAGUGGGGAGGGACAACUGCUGGCCUAGGGACAAGAAAGCUAGCAGAAAGAGGGAAGGUGCAGGAGGAGCAGCCCUUUUAUUCACUCCUGAAAGAGGUCAUUGAAUCACAACAAAGGAGCUUCCUGGGAACUUUCUGGUGGGAAUGAUGGGCAAAGUGUGGCUGGGUUAUCCCAGGAGCCAUGCUUGAUCAGGAAAGCAGCCCUUAGACCUGGUUACAGGAGAUGGAAAUCCCAAGAGGUACCAAGGGGGGUUGGGCAGAGGAGGAGCACUAACCCUAAAUUGGAGUUAGAUCAGGGAUAUUCUAAUUAGAAUCACCUUUCAUUAUAUAUGCCUUCUGAUGUUGGAAAAAAAGGUGAUUUCCAACCCUGUCUCAGACUUAUCUGCAACUCCUUCCCUUUGCACUUUAUUGUGGGAGAAAGCAUGUAUGGCGUCAGUGUCUGGGUGUGUAGUUGGGUCCCCAGUAAGGUAUGUGUGGGUGUCGUAUGGAGGAAGGCAGAAAAGAAAGAGAACCUGAAAAGGUGGCAGGUGAGUGACAUAAAAAUCAUAGAGAGCAUUAUUCCUGGUGAUGUGGGUGUGUCUGCAUCCCCUGGCUCUUUCUGGAGGGCUGCUCCUGCAGACAGGGGCCAUAGGAAACAAAGUGGAACAGAAGACAGCAGAUGUUUGUCCGGGCUUGGCCUCUGAUAGGUAGGUGCCAUCUAAACUCACAAAAUAGAUUGACACACCUCAAAUGCACCUCAGCUUUUCUGAGUUUCAGUAUGCUCCACCGUGAGUCUAACCAACAGAUGGAAACAGGAUAGGAGGGAACAGGGGAAAUGCCUCCCUAUAGACCUCGCUUUUCCUUUUUUCAAGCCAUGUGGCAGCUACAUUCUUUGGGGUGGGGUUGAAUGUGGAGGUGGGGGUGACAGUGCUGGGGGACAUUCAGAAAUUAGAGACACAGCCUCAAAUCUGUCUGGAUGCUCACCUGCUGAGUAGAGACCCUCUACUUGCAGAGGCCUUAUUUAAACCAUCAUCUCCCAGACCGGAGGCCGUGGAACCCACUUCUCAGGUAUAGGAGAUACCUAAGAAAGCCGGAGAAUUUCUUGUGUUAACAGAUUCAGGAAAGUGACUCAAGGCAGAACAGAAACUUAUUUGGGUUUAUACUUAAGACAGCCUUCAUGCCAUAUGUCCCUUCCCCCUUCUCAUUGCCCUCCCCACCUCCCAAGAUAAAUUUCUUUAAAUGUUGAUAUUCUCACUGGUUAGCUUAAUUCUUUUCAUAACAGAAAAUAAAGCAUUUCACCAAAUAACACCCAAUCAGUGAUUUUAAAGGCAAGUCACUCAAAGAUAUCAUUAAAAAUUCUAAAGGAAUUGUUUUUAAUUAUAUCAAACGUGCUGUUUUCUCUUGCUCAUUAUUAAGAAUCAGAGAAGAUGCUGCCCACAACAUUUCAGUAGACAGUUCAGAUGCUGCUCCACUGCUGUCAUUCCGGGGGUUCCCAGAGUGGGGCAGGCAGGUGUGGGCCUGUCUAGAAAUUCCAGUCUGUGUAUCAGUAAGAAAGACAUGAUGUGAGCAGGGUGGGCUAGGGAGAGAGGGUUGUUUUGGCCCAGGCUACGAAAAUAGUGAACUUUAGAUUUUGUUCAUUAAAAAACAACAUUUCAACACUGGAGUAAAGCAGGAAAAACAGGGAUUUGUGCACUUUGAAGUGUCCAGUGAAUACACACUUGUUUCCUCCUUGGUGGAUUAAACCAGCUGCUAAAGCCUCAGGGAAGGAUUCCUGCUCCCAGUUCUCCUGGAACAACAUUGAUGAACUAUGGAGAAAAUACAAAAUAAUAAUUGUAAAACAACUGUUUGAGGCACUGGGAAGUCACCAAAUGCACAUAGACCCUCUAGGGCAUUCAAAUCUUAGUCAAUAUCCUUUGGCAAAGAUAAGGGAACCAAACUGCUGCCACAUUCAUGUGGCUUCCCUGAGAGCACUUUGUCCAGCUCACACAGGAAAAACACUCAGACAGAAAUUCACGGUGAUUGGAGAGAAGGUAGAUGGAUUGUGUGGGCAAUCAGAGCAGGUGGACUCUGAUGGAGAACCCCCCAAUAAACACAGACAUCCCAUCAUGGGAGAGCUUCGGAAAUUAUGCAUGUAAACACCCCUCAAAUCUUUGGCUGACCCAGGAAAUUUUACCUCCAAAGGGUCCAGGGAAAAUUAUCCUGGAAGGCAGGAAACACAGGUCAAAGAUAUCAGCAGGAGCCCUGCAGCAAACACAGAAUUUGCGGCUCUAGUCCACCAAGUAUUUUCACUGAAAUCAUUAAAGAGUCAUAUUUUAGGAGUAAAAAGCACAUUAGUGUUAAGGAAUUUGCUUAAAGGAGCAGCAAAAUUUGAGUAGUCCCUAUCUAAUGACAUCUAAAACCAGCUUUCCGAUGGUCAAGGUGAUGUGCCCAUAAUUUAAGUGUCUGCUUAAAUGACAAACACACUCAAUAUUCUUCAGGAGAAGGUAAUAAUAUUCAGAGCCUCUACCAGCAUAUUACUUGAAAUAUCCUGUAAACUAUAUAAAAAUUCUUCUUUUCUAACAUAAGGUUAGAAAGCUAUAGUUUCCUUCUAUGCAUGUUUAUAUAAAUCUCUCAAA